Molecule: messenger RNA, 5531 nt
Organism: Epinephelus lanceolatus (giant grouper)
Lineage: Eukaryota; Metazoa; Chordata; Actinopteri; Perciformes; Serranidae
Product: E3 ubiquitin-protein ligase RNF19A-like
Biological process (GO): protein ubiquitination
Molecular function (GO): ubiquitin-protein transferase activity; zinc ion binding
Source: RefSeq, a predicted model, not a curated record
CUCGGGGAAUGUACCUCGGUUGUACUGGGAAGUUUGCUGUGACAAUUUUUUAACUUCCACGGCUUUCUGAGAGAUGGAGAUAACCGUGUACACGUCUGUCGUCAAGUAAAAGAAAACCCGGUGGAAAAUUAACGGCAGGUUGGUGCUCUACAUCUGAACAUCUUCAUCUCAUUACUGUGGUUUAAACCGAGGCACAGGACACCACAGACCUCCAGACCUUCUGUACCAGCCUCCAGCUACGAUGUCCUAGCUAACAGCAACGCUGCCCCCUCCCCUGACAAUCCUGUCCCUUAAACUUCAGUGUCUCUCUCCAUCCGUGUCCCGCUCAUAGUCCUUCAUCUCCUCUCCUGAUGUGGUGAUUUCUGGUCCUGUUACCAGCGGCGCCCCGUCUGGCGUGAUGAGCAGCCUGCCCCAGCAGCAUCAUGGCAGCACAGGCUCAGAGCGAGACCUUCACUCUGCCGCCUCCUCUGUCAGCCUCCCUUCAGUUAGAAAGCCGCCCAAAAAGCGCCGCCUGUCCAUCCACUCACUCUUCAGUCGCCGCUGCCGGCCUGACCGCGAUCCUAAGCGCAAGUCGAGGCCUCUGCAGGCUGGGGCCGGAGUGGAUGGCAUUGUCAGCACAGAAAGCGUGCAGGCAGAGACUGUGCACGAUAAAACUUCUGCCCAGUCUGCACUGGGCGUAGCAUCAACUUCAUCAGCAUCAGGUUCGUCAUCAGAGCUGCUGGAGUGCCCUCUGUGUCUACUGCGCCAUGCACGUGAGCGCUUCCCGGACAUCAUGACCUGUCACCACCGCUCCUGUGCAGACUGCCUGCGACAGUACCUGCGCAUCGAGAUCUCAGAGUCUCGUGUCAACAUCUGCUGUCCCGAGUGCUCGGAGCGCUUCAAUCCCCACGACAUCCAGAUGAUCCUGGGGGAUCGAGCUCUCAUGGAGAAGUACGAGGAGUUCAUGCUGAGGAGGUGGCUUGUGGCUGAACCUGACUGCCGCUGGUGCCCGGCCCCCGACUGUGGUUACGCAGUCAUUGCAUUUGGCUGUGCGAGCUGCCCGAAGAUCACCUGUGGGCGAGAGGGCUGUGGGACAGAGUUCUGCUACCACUGUAAACAGCUGUGGCAUCCCAACCAGACAUGUGACACCGCACGGCAACAAAGGGCCCAAACCCUCCGGUUGAGAAGUUUCAGAUCCUCCUCCCUCAGCUACAGCCAAGAGAGUGGAGCCGCAGGUGAUGACAUCAAGCCAUGCCCUCGUUGUGCUGCCUACAUCAUUAAGAUGAAUGAUGGAAGCUGUAAUCACAUGACCUGUGCUGUCUGCGGCUGCGAAUUCUGCUGGCUCUGCAUGAAGGAGAUCUCUGACCUGCACUAUUUAAGUCCGUCAGGCUGCACCUUCUGGGGGAAGAAGCCCUGGAGCAGAAAGAAGAAGAUCCUCUGGCAGCUCGGCACAUUGGUGGGCGCACCCGUCGGUAUCGCCCUCAUAGCCGGCAUUGCUAUCCCUGCAAUGAUCAUUGGCAUCCCGGUCUAUGUGGGUAGAAAGAUCCAUAACCGCUAUGAGGGCAAGGACAUCUCUAAACACAAGAGAAACUUGGUGAUAGCUGGUGGUGUGACACUCUCAGUGAUCGUGUCGCCUGUGGUCGCAGCCGUCACUGUUGGCAUUGGCGUCCCGAUCAUGCUGGCUUACGUUUACGGAGUUGUCCCGAUCUCACUGUGUCGGAGCGGCGGCUGUGGAGUGUCUGCUGGCAAUGGCAAAGGGGUGCGAAUCGAGUUUGACGACGAAAAUGACAACAUAGGUAGCGGGGCAGCAGCCACAGACACGACCUCAGUGGCAGAGACUCGGCUCAACAAUCCCAGCCUCGGAGACGGAGCGAGUGUCGGUGGCCUGACGGGCCUGAGUCUGAGUGUCAGUGGGAGUCACAUGGAGCGCUGCGGCAUGAGCUCCGCUCAGCGGGACAACAUGAGCGACAACGCCAGCACCACGGCCCUCGCCGGGACCAGCAUCACGGGCAGCCUCUCUGGUAGCUGCUAUAACAGAAUGGAAGUGCAGGCUGAUGUCCAGAAGGAGCGCUGCAGUCUGAGCGGGGAGUCGGCCACUGUCAGUCUCGGGACGAUCAGUGACAAUGCAAGCACAAAAGCCAUGGCGGGGUCCAUCCUCAAUGCCUACAUGCCUCUGGAAAGAGACAGUAGUCUGGAAGUUCAGGCAGACGUGGAGUCCAAACAGGAGAAGGUGAGGCACGGCAGCGGCAGCAGCAGCCUGGAUGAAGCCAGCUGUAGCAGCAACACUGCUGGCCUUAAAGGUGCCAGCGGUGGCACAUGCGCAUGCCCCUCCACCUGCUGCUGCGUGCAGCACGACAACCACUACUGCCCGUCGUCACCCUGGUCAAAGGAAGCCUCCACCUCAGGGGGCAAAAAGAGCAGAGGCAAGCUUUGGAAAAGAGCCAGCAGCAGCAGCAAAGGAGACACAAAAAUAAACGAGACACGCGGAGAUAUGGAUGCUCAGCUCCUGGAGCAGCGCAGCACCAACUCCUCUGAGUUUGAUUCACCAUCUCUGAGCGGCAGCCUGCCCUCAGUCGCUGACUCGCACUGUAGCCACUUCUCAUCAGAGCUCAGCUGCUCGGACCCUGAAACUUCAAGACCAGCUCAGCCGCCCUGCUCUGCCCCAGGAGACCCCCACCCUCACCAUCCAGCCACCACCUUCAACGACGUCACCAUCACGCCCAUGCCCGAGGUGGAGAACGACCGCCUGGAGCAUUAUCCACCUCAGAGUAGCCACACAGCCUUCACCCACCACCGCCUGCUAUCGUCAUCUCCACCUGCUUCACCAAAAGAGGGAAGCAGCGGGACCUUUCUAUACAUCAGUGAGGAGAGUGGAGGCGACAUCGCAGACACAGAACCAGAGACAGACGGGAAAAUGAAAGAGAGCAUCAAAAACACUGCCGCACAGCCUGUAAGCCCAACAAGGAACCGCUGUAUACAAACAGAUAUCUAGAGGAACUGUUCUUCUGUUGUUGGCGGUGUCGCCACUGCUAGCUCAGUUAGCCUUAUCACCUGAUUUCACUCUAAAGUGAAACAUCUUGGGAAGCUGGUGGUCAAGUUUAUGGCUCUAAGUUUAAAUCUAAUUAUAUUUUUAUCUGCUGUGGAGGCAGGAGUAUUAUGUGAAUGUCGAUAUAUACAGUUACAGAGAGGAUCGAGGUCUAAGUGAGAGAGAGAGGUGGGAGUAUAACGAGUAAAGUCAGAGCAGAUAAGUGGGUUCUGUUCUUCAGCGAGAUGCGUGUGAGCCAGAAGUUUCAGCCUGUUGUUGAAGUCAGCUGGAGCAGCAAGGCCAAUAGUAGGUGGAGUUGAAUGUCUGUGGGCAGGUCGUAAAGUAAGUUAUCGGGGUGAUCUGCGGAGUCUGACCCCUGAAUGAUGUUCUGAAUCUGAGCUUGAGGCAGAUCUUACCUAUUUUCCUGAUGCUUACACAAAGCAGAGGUGAUGACGCCGGAUAGGAUCAAAGAAGACGUCUGAUAAUCCUUUAAAUAGUGAGUCGAGCUGCUAUUUUAAAGCCUGAACCUAUCCUCCCUUGUGACAUCUGCAAAUAUCUGGUUUGCAUGAAUCAGGGAUCAUCACUGUGGUCCACCACUGUGCCACCACUUCAUCCUGUGACUUCUUCAAACAGCAUGAGAAACACCACAGCUAAAGGAUUGUCGAACCUAAGAGGGACCAGUCUGUGCAGUAGCAAAGUCUAUUUUUCCAUAAUCACCUUUAAGAAAAAUUACUAUUGUCGCUUAUGUUUAAAAUGUGACUCCUGUUUUUUGUUGGUUUGUUUUUGUGCUUUGUCUUUGCCUAUUUUUUAUUUUCCAUUUUGGGAAAGUUGGUUUUAAUGUUGAAGCCCUGUGUUGGGGUCCACACUUUUCAGUAUAAUCGGGUGGGAAUUGUGUUGACAAGUCAAAAUGUAGCCCUUUUUGAAUAUUGUGGAUUUAAAGGUCUGGUGUGUAGGAUUUAGGGGGUAUAUUGGCAGAAAUGGUAUAUAAUAUUCACACCUGUGUUUCCACUGGAUAAUAAUCACCUGAAAAUAAUAAUUUUGUGUUCUUUACCUUAGAAUAAGCCAUUUAUAUCUACCUAGGGAGCGGGCCCUCAACCACAGAGUCAGCCAUGUUGCACCCUCAUGUAGCUACAGUAGCCCAGAACAGACAAACCACACAUGGGAGAAGUUCCAGCUGGUCACAAUCUCACCACUAGAUUCUACUAAAUCCUACACACUGCUCCUUUGCCGUCAUCACAGGCCUGUUCUGCACUGGUAAAAUAAUAGUUUUUUAUGUGGUUGCACCUGUGCAAAUGUAACAAAGUCUUCACUGCAGUCUCUAGUGCGAGAGGUAUAUUAAAGGAAGGGAAUUUUAAGUUAUUCCUUGUAAACGCAACAGAGAAAAGCCCAAUUUUAAAAUUUUGAACUGUAGGCAUUUCGUACAAUUUUACAGGGCUUGCGUUAGUUAUUAUUCACUACAACUGGAAAGUCAACCAAACGAUGUAUCAGCAAUAAGAUAAUUAAGCUUUUGAGUGUUCAACAUGUGUCCAGUCAAAGGAACACAUCAACUUUAUAGCAAAAAAAUAAAAGCUCUGAUAUAGUUGACGGUGCAAUGGGAACUCCUCCUAUGUAUUUGAGCACAUCUGUCAGUGAUUUAAUAUUCAGUUGUGAAUGUAUAAUUAUAAUAGGAUUUUUGUUUUUCCCUGAGUAAUAUCCAAAUCAAAAUAUAAUUUUUGAUUCAGAGCUUUGGGUGUAUUUUAACUACAAUGUGUUUCAAGUUUUCUUAAAUCCUUGCAAAUGAUUAAUGCAAAUAAUUUUAUAUUUUUUGGACCCACAGUGCCUUUUUGGGGAAAAAUCCUUUGUAUAGUGUUUUUUUUUUCUUCUUAUUUCCUUAUUCUGUAUGUCUUCAAAUGAUAAACAUAAAAACCAUGAGAGAACAAAUUAUAUUUGCCUCGUCAAAUGCUUGAAAUGCACGAAACUUGAUAUCAAAUACUCACUCUCCCCUCUGUGCUAAAGCUAACAGUCCCACUAGCUUGUUUAGCCCACCAACAGCCCACAGCUCUCAGUACUUAAAAUCUUAAGACCAAAAUGUUUUUUGAGUCCUUUUAAGGAAUAAUAAUUAGAAAAUGUUUCCCUAAAGUAGCCAAAGUCAGUUCACUUGUGUUGUUAGUCAGCUCCUGUUGGCAAUAAAAACAUUUAUCCAAAGCAAUCAGCAUUUUGAGUAUCAGAUGUUGACCAGCCGAGCUCAGCAGGAGUUGUCUGAGAGAAAAUAGUUCAUCAGAGAAGCUGUGAUGUCAACUAAAAGAGCUUUGGUGCACCUCAAAGGCCUCCAGCUGCAAGAUAUUCCCACCCUCCCUGUUCCUUCUGUUAAAAAGGCCUGUUAAAUUCCUGUGAGUUUUAUAUUAUUAUUUGAAGACGAGUGCCAGGUCUGUUUUCUAACUUGGUCAACAGAAGCUCAUGCUAUUUUAAAAAGUAUAUAUUCCCUAAUUAUUUGCUUUAUAAUGUGCAUGCAAAUGCAUUUCUUUAAACAAUAAAAUUCUCAAUCAAG